Messenger RNA from Erpetoichthys calabaricus (reedfish), 4083 nucleotides. It is a transcript of the gene kcnc4, whose product is annotated as potassium voltage-gated channel, Shaw-related subfamily, member 4. Gene Ontology annotation, molecular function: delayed rectifier potassium channel activity; protein binding. Gene Ontology annotation, cellular component: axon; dendrite membrane; voltage-gated potassium channel complex. NCBI's taxonomy places the organism in Eukaryota, Metazoa, Chordata, Cladistia, Polypteriformes, Polypteridae. Bases 1696 to 3282 code for a protein of 528 amino acids. The record is from RefSeq and is a predicted model, not a curated record. Gene Ontology annotation, biological process: potassium ion transmembrane transport; protein homooligomerization. The transcript has 3 exons.
UGCAGGAAAAAACGGGCUCCCAAGGCUUUGGAAAAGACGCAACGUAAAUACACACAUACAUGCUCACAUAAAAAAAGACGCCACCCGGGUGGCACAGGCAAGCCGAUCCGUCAGACGCGUUCAUCAGGUUGCAGACGGCUGUAGUUCCCUUGAAAGUAAAAGCAACACCGGCGCCUAUUUUUAGAACAGCUCCCUCCCCAGUGCGAUUCGGAGACUGGAGGUGUGGGUGGGGAGAAGGGGAAAGAAUGAGUAAGUGAGAGAGAGAGAGCGAGCGAGCGGCUAUGCAAGCUGGAAGCGUCUUCCUAAAUUUCUAGCGCUGUUACCGUAAUCACGAAUGCGACGAGUGGAAUUACAGUUUCACGUGUGGGGUGGGGGAGGCUUAAGUGUCUCUGGUGGCUGAAGAGAUAGCCUAUAUAACAGCAGGGCGUGUUUAUUUUCUCAAGGAGUUAACACGGUCCCUGCGCUGGAGUAUAUGAUGUGUGCUAAUUGAUCGCGAAAUCUGUUCCGUCUGCAUUGAACAUACUGUUAAAUAUUCUGGAAGCGAAUAAACCCUAAAAAGAAGAGACGAAGCGGCGCAUUUUGGAUUUUUUUCCCUCUCUUGUUGAUUGAAUCCGUUUUCGUGUCGCAUUUGUUUGCACAUGUACUUAUUCCAUCUGACGCGUCUAGGCUACUGGAAAUAAGGAUUGACUCAAUCAGAAGCAAAAGAUUUUUGAGGAAAAGUGACAUACUUCUCUUUCUGACACUUUGCAACCUAUUCAGUCCUACAUCGUGAAGACUUCUUAAGUUUUAACAAAAUAAAUGCAAGUCUGAACGCCUUCAAAAAUAUUUUUUGGUUACUUUUAAAAAGGUGUAGCGGAUCAACAGCGGAUGAUACAGAAGAGAUUGCGCUGAGCUAAUGUGGAGAUAGAGGAUACGUGCUUGGGGGGAGUUACUAUAGUUUAGUGGCUGCAUUCUAUUUCAAAAUUCUAUCGGAAUUACGAAAAAGUUGAGGGAUUCUAUGAAUUUAUUAUAAGGUAUUUAUGCUUUUUUAAUAUAGUGCCCGCCCCUCUUAAACGCUGAGACGAGUAAAGAGGUGAAAGCGGCAUCGACUUUCAGCCAAGUAAAUUUAUGUUACCUCAUUUUAAACAUAUAUGUAACAAAUUUAUUGCCUCUAAUUUUGCUGUUAAGAAAUUAUUUAAUUAACCGUUGUAACCAUAACUGAAGUAUUUUACUACACAUAUUCUGUAAUAAUACAUACAAUUCUAUUUUUUUACUAGAGGACGUUCAAAAGUUUAAAAUAAUCCCAUUUUGAUUCAUGAAUACACAUAUUUUGAUUACCUCUAUAGGCAUUUAUUUUUGUUAGGUUUAUUCACCGAAUAUAAGAUUGUCAUUUCUAUCUUAGCUAUUAGAUUAUUCAGCUGACCUUAAGUUAUUAAUGAAUUAUCCUGGUGUUGCUUAACCAAUAAUUUAUUCAUAUUGAUAGUUUUAUUAAAUGCUGCUUUUUUUACAUGGUUUCAGAAAGAAAUUGUAAAUCAAAGGAAAAAUUAACAAGAGAGUCAAUUAUAUUUGGAUGGGGGUGUACAUCCUGUUGCAGGUCGGUUAUCAAGGUCAAAUGAGAGACACGUCUUGGCUCACAGACUAGGUGAGACGGUCAUUAACUAGUAGACACAAUACGACUGUAAGGGGUUGUAAAAGGUAACCAGCCCACCUAAAUCUAUGAUCAGUUCAGUGUGUGUUUCAUCCUAUCGUGGACGCAAGUCUGGCAACAAACCUCCCUCUAAAACAUGUUUGAAAGAAGAGAUGGGAAAGGGGGACGAAUCCGACAAAGUCAUAAUCAAUGUUGGGGGCACUCGGCACGAGACUUAUAGGAGUACGCUUAGAACGCUGCCAGGCACGCGGUUGGCUUGGCUUGCAGACCCAGAUGCCCAGGGUAAUUUUGACUUUGACACACGGCAACAUGAGUUCUUCUUUGAUCGUCACCCAGGCAUCUUUGCCUAUGUGCUCAAUUACUACAGGACAGGCAAGCUACACUGCCCAGCUGAUGUCUGUGGACCCUUGUUUGAAGAAGAGCUGGCUUUCUGGGGUAUCGAUGAGACAGAUGUGGAGCCUUGCUGCUGGAUGACCUACCGGCAACAUCGUGAUGCUGAAGAAGCCUUGGAUAUCUUUGAGGCUCCCGACCAGGAGGACAGUGGUAGUGGAACCCUGGAUGAAGAUAGAGAAGUGACCAGGCACCUGGGUGUUGAGAGUGGCCCAGACAGGCAUCGAAGCUGCUGGGAAGUCUGGCAACCUAAAAUAUGGGCACUCUUUGAAGACCCAUACUCCUCACUGGCUGCCAGGGUCACUGCCUUUGUCUCCUUAUUCUUCAUCCUUGUCUCUAUUACCACCUUCUGCUUGGAGACUCAUGAAGCCUUUAACUUGUUGGUCAACAGAACAGAGGAGCAGAGAAUACUGAACUACACCCAGAUGGUGAUUACUAUAGAGGUGGUGACAGAGCCCACCCUGACACUUGUUGAAGGCAUCUGUGUUGUCUGGUUCACCUUUGAAUUUCUAAUCCGCAUCAUUUGCUGCCCAGAUAAGCUAUUGUUCAUUAAGAACUUGCUCAAUAUCAUUGACUUUGUAGCAAUCCUUCCCUUCUACCUGGAGGUGGGACUGAGUGGAUUGUCUUCAAAAGCUGCCAGGGACGUGCUAGGUUUCUUGCGUGUGGUACGUUUUGUCCGGAUCCUGCGGAUCUUUAAACUAACUCGUCACUUUGUUGGGCUGAGAGUGCUUGGCCACACUUUGAGGGCAAGUAUCAAUGAGUUUUGCCUCUUAAUCAUCUUUCUGGCACUGGGAGUCUUGAUAUUUGCCACCAUGAUCUACUAUGCUGAAAGGAUUGGUGCUAGCCCAAAUGAUCCCACUGCUAGCAUGCAUACACAUUUCAAGAAUAUCCCCAUCAGCUUCUGGUGGGCCGUUGUGACAAUGACCACACUGGGGUAUGGUGACAUGUACCCCCAGACCUGGUCUGGCAUGGUGGUUGGCGCUUUGUGUGCUCUUGCUGGUGUCUUGACUAUUGCCAUGCCAGUGCCUGUCAUUGUGAACAACUUUGGGAUGUACUACUCUCUGGCAAUGGCAAAGCAGAAAUUGCCCAAGAAAAAAAAGAAGCACAACCCAAAUCCAAAUGCCCAAUUAGAGUCACCUACCUUCAUCAAGUCGGAGGCAAACUCUUCUCGAAACAGCAUUCAGAGUGACACCUGCCCACUAGCAACAGAGGAGGGAAUAAGGAGAAACCGAUCAGCAUAUCUUAGCAAUUCUUGGAGGGCUUGAUGAACUGGCAUACCCAAGUCAAAAUACUGGGUGUCACUUAUAAUCCUCUCUUAUCCAAUGCUGUGUAUAACCCUUAUGUUCUUGGAUGUGGCAAGUGCAAAUAGACAUGUCUGCAUGCAAAUGUUGAUGGCCAAGAGUAAGUCUUUACCCAGCCAGCUGCAAGAAAGAAUAUACUGAAGCACCUAAAACAUUAAAAUGUUAAAUUACAGAGGACUACUGUGUAAAAACAUAUUUAAAAUGACAUCACUGGAAUAUGGGGCUGUUACUAUUUAAGAGGAGCCUGAUCUUUCAAGACUUGAGUGGAGUUGUCUUUAAAGAUUCUUAAUUUAGGUUUUCAAAAAAGUUUUGCUUAUUCUACAAAGAUAUUCUGGUCUGGACACAUUUGUUGGUAAACCUAGAAAAGAUAUUAAAUAAUUGAAGUAGAGGGGUUUUUUAAACUAGCUGUUUUCUUUUAUUAGUAAUACACAUGUCUCCAAUUGUGCAAUCAGUCAUUUCAGCCAAUUUAAAUGGAGAAAAAUAGUCACUCUACUGUUAGGUGUCAUUGUGUGUCCCACACUGAACAUGUUUCAGAGAAUGGAAAGGAGAGAAUUUUCUAAGGAGAUCAUAAAGAAAAUUAUAGACAAGCUUGUUAAAGGCAAAAGCUAUAAGACCAUCUCCAAUCAGCUUGAUGUUCCUUUGACAAUAGUUGUGCAUGUUAUUAAGAAGUUUAAGGUCCAUAGGACUGUAGCCAACCUCCCUGGAUGCAGCCACAAGAGGAAAUUUGACCCCAGAAUAGGCAGAAAGAUAGAUAGAUAGAUAGAU